CAGAGAGGAAGUGGCUCUGAUAGUCCACAUCUGAAUCUGACAGUCAAGAUGCCACUAAAGCUGCAGCUUUGCUUCCUAGUCUUGUUUGUAAGGGGUUCCGUUGCAGUGCAACAUAUGACCGUAAUGGAGGGUGAGACUCUAACUAUUAAGUGUCACAUUAGAAAUGCUCACAGGAGCCACGUGGAAUGGAAGAAUCCUAACGGGCAUGUGAUGUUUUUCAAUGACCAUAAGGCCCUGAGGGAUAAGCGCUACAAGAUAAUCAACUUGUCCGAGUCCGAUUUUUCAGUCAGUGUGUCUGAUGUCACCUUCAAAGAUGGAGGCCUCUACACAUGUUUACAUUACACAAAAGUGCCUGUAGUGAAGUCAGUUACCGUAACAGUUUUGGGUAUGCCAAAAUUGGAGAUAACAGAACACAAUGGAAAGACUACCAUCAAAUGUUCUGCAGUGGGAAAUAGCCAUCCUCCCAAAAUUUCAUGGCUUUUGGGGAGUGGGUUAGAAAUUGAUGCUCAGCCUCAGUCCCAGUAUCUUUUGGGAAAAAACAUAUAUUCCUCCCUGGAUAUCUUGCAUGUUCAGUCCCACAAGAGGAGAGUCACAGUGAAAUGCAUCGUUCGCCAUCCAGCCUUACACAAUUCUUCUCUGAUGAAUUUCGUAAAAAUUGGACAGAAUCCCUCUGAGGAAUCACACUCCACUUCGAGAACCUCUCAUUGGCCAAGUACAGAAGGUCCAACAACAGUCUCCCGUUGGCCUGGUACACAGGUGUCAACAGAAAAACCAACAGCUACAGCCUUAAAUUGGCCCAAUACAAAGCGUUCACCAGCAUCAACCCCUGACUCACAACUCAGCACUCACAGUCAGCCAGCCCACUCAGUGUUUGAAGCUACAGGGUACACACUUGCUAAUGACAGCAGUAGCAACUCAACCAGUACUACAGGAAUCUUCGAUGAGACGGAGAGGCAGAGAGGAAAUGGAAGCAGUGCACCGUUGCUCAUCUUCCUCGUGACGUGCCUCAUCCUUGGUCUGCUGGUGGUCGUUGCAUUCUUUGUAAUCAAGCUGAGGAGGGCUCACAUACUCUGGAAGAAAGAAAAUGAAGAAUCUGAUCAAUCUGUGGAGAGCAGCAGAUCAAAAUCAAGCAAUGAAGAGAAACAAUCCAGAAGAAGGGGAAAUGGACUUUUUAACAUUGGAUUCACAAAGUAUGUCGUUGAGGAACCAAUGGCAACAGAGACGACAAUAACAACAAACACCAAAACAGAAGAGGCUCCUGAAAUUCAAGUCAUCCCACAAACAGAUGGAGCAACCCUAAGCCCUCAGAUCAAGGAGACGGAACUGUAAAAAAUGUCAGUGUGUGUUUUAAUAUUGGGAAUUCACAUAGAGAAUUCAAAUCAUAAGCACCUGAAAUGUGACAAAAAAUAUUUUUUUUUAUUUUAAUAUUGUUUUGAAACAUGUAACGUUACUGUGAUACAGUGGAUAAUUAUGUGUGUACACAGGCUCAUAAGCUGCUAUUAUGUAUGAUAUAUAUUUUUAAAUCCAAGUUUAUUUUUAUACUGAAAUAAAAGAAAAAUAUACAACAUAGGUAUGGAUUAUUCUGUGGAAGUAUCCCCCCACCUUGUUUAUAGUGUAUAUUCUCGUGUGUAUUUAUUUUAUUCUACGGUGUACUUUUAUAUUACUUAGUACAACUGCAUUGUUGAGCUUGUAAGCAAGCAUUUCACUGUACUGUUUACACCUGCUGCAUCUUGCACGUGAAACAAAUUAACUCUGUGUCACGACUUCCGCUGAAGUCGGGUCCUCUCCUUGUUCGGGCGGCGCUCGGCGGUCGGCGGUCUUCAAGCCAUCAUCUGUCCACUUUUCAUUUUCCAUGUGUUUUGUCUUGUUUUUCCUCACACCUGGUUUCAGUUCCCUCAAUUACUUGUUGUGUACUUAACCCUCUGUUACCCCAUGUCUUUGUGUGGGAUUGUUUAUUGUAGUGCUUGUGCACGUUUCCCGUGAGUGCACGACGGGUUAUUUUUGUGCCCAUGUAUCUUGUUAUUCUGGAUGCCUUGGUUUUGCUAAAUAAAUCUCUGGUUAUCACCCAG
Molecule: messenger RNA, 2069 nt
Organism: Oncorhynchus masou masou (cherry salmon)
Lineage: Eukaryota; Metazoa; Chordata; Actinopteri; Salmoniformes; Salmonidae
Product: cytotoxic and regulatory T-cell molecule-like
Exons: 10
Coding region: 49-1329 (426 amino acids)
Biological process (GO): cell recognition; positive regulation of natural killer cell mediated cytotoxicity directed against tumor cell target; detection of tumor cell
Cellular component (GO): plasma membrane
Molecular function (GO): signaling receptor binding
Source: RefSeq, a predicted model, not a curated record